Messenger RNA from Capsicum annuum, 693 nucleotides. RefSeq lists its product as uncharacterized. NCBI's taxonomy places the organism in Eukaryota, Viridiplantae, Streptophyta, Magnoliopsida, Solanales, Solanaceae. The annotation marks the transcript as partial. The transcript is spliced from 2 exons. The record is from RefSeq and is a predicted model, not a curated record.
AUGUGUGAUACAUUUGCGAGUGUUAAUUUAAGCUUGUUGGGAGCUUAUCGAUUUGUUGAGAAACGUAGGUUGCGAUUUGCUCUGUUAUCAUUUGGUACAAGCUUUAAUUUGUACUUAGCGUGUAAGUUCAGUAAUAUGUCGCAAGAAGAUGAAGUGGUUGUGAAGCUAGACUCUCAGGCCAUCCAGAAGAGGGAGAGUUUCAAAUAUCUGGGGUCUAUAAUUCAGGAUAAUGGUGAGAUUGACGAGGAUGUCACACAUCGUAUUGGGGCAGGGUGGUUGAAGUGGAGGCUCGCUUCGGGAGUCCUUUGUGAUAAGAAUGUGCCCCCGAAGCUUAAAGGUAAGUUUUAUAGAGUGAUAGUCCGAAAGGCUAUGCUGUAUAGAGCGGAGUGUUGGCCAGUUAAGAACUCCCACAUCCAAAAGGUGAAGGUGGCGGAGAUGCGAAUGUUGCGAUGGAUGUGUGGACAUACCAGGAAAGAUAGAGCGAGGAAUGAGAUUAUUCGGGAGAAGGUGGGAGUUGCCUCGGUGAAGGAUAAGUUGAGAGAAGUGAGGCUAUGUUGGUUCGGGCAUUUGACGAGGAGGGGCCCUGAUGCUCCAGUGCGGAGGUGUGAGACUCUGGCUAUGGAUGGUUUUCGGCAGGCUAGAGGUAGACCGAAGAAAUAUUGGAGGGAGGUGAUUAGGCAUGAUAUGGAGCAA